Molecule: messenger RNA, 1485 nt
Organism: Trichosporon asahii var. asahii CBS 2479
Lineage: Eukaryota; Fungi; Basidiomycota; Tremellomycetes; Trichosporonales; Trichosporonaceae
Exons: 1
Coding region: 1-1485 (494 amino acids)
Biological process (GO): transmembrane transport
Molecular function (GO): transmembrane transporter activity
Source: RefSeq, a predicted model, not a curated record
AUGCCGACACAUGUGGAAGAAGUGCAGCCCGUCGUGGCUGGCAAGGGCCGCGACCCGACGCUGCCGCCCAACCACCCCAUCAAUGCCUUUUCGCCAAUGCGCAAAAUGGGCAUCGUCCUGUCGCUCGCGUACGCGGGCUGUCUCGCCAACUUUGCCAUUGCCAUUUGCAACGUUUCCUUUGGGUGGGUCACUGAUCGAGUGUUGGCUGACAAUAGUGAGGUCGGAAAGUCGCUUGGAGUUGGUCCCGGCGACAUUGCCAAUGCGCUGGGCUACAAUCUUCUCGGGUGUGGAGUCGGCUCGCUGUUUUGGAACCCCCUCAGUCGUUCGUGGGGCCGUCGGCCAGUCUACCUGAUCGGAUCAUUCCUCUUCAUGCCCGUGUGCGUAUGGGAGGCGCUCUCCAAAAACUAUGCGUGCUUUGUCGUUGCACGCAUCAUGGCCGGCAUUGUGACCAGCUGGUCCCAAACCAUUCCGCCCUCGUCAAUCGCCGAAAUCUACGUGCCACAAAUGCGUGGUUCCAAGAUGAGCAUCUUUGGCGUCGCCGUCGUCAUUGGACCAGUCAUCGUGCCCAUCUUUGCAGCCGCCAUUGUCGAGCACCAUUCGUGGCGCAACCUGUUUUGGUUCAAUCUCGGCCUCGCCGCUCUCCAGUUCCUUCUCAUCCUCUUCUUUGUCCCAGAGACGAUGUGGAACUGGGAGGAGAACACGGAUAUUGUCGAAGUGGACGACAAGAAGGACACUGUAGUGGAGCACAAGCGCUCUGGCUAUGUCGGCCCCGCCUUCCUCCCCCACACCGACUGGAAGCGCUUUUGGCCCCUUUGCUGGUCGCCCAUCUACAUGAUCCACUAUAUCGUCAUUACCGUUCCGUCCUUCUACUAUGGCAUCUGCCUCGGUUUCCUCUCCGUGGCACCAACCGUCAUCUUCCCGCAAAUCUUUGGCAAGCCGCCCUACUCAUUUGCAGUCGUGCCGCUCGGGUGCGCCUUCCUCGGCUUUGGAGUUGGCGGCGUGCUCGGCAAGUGGUCUGGCGGACACGUGUCCGACAUGAUCGUGGCCUACAUGGAGCGCAAGCAUGGCCGCCGCAUCCCAGAGGACCGCCUGUGGGCUGGUAUCCCGCUCCUGCCGCUCAUGUUCAUUGGUCAACUGCUUUGCGGCGUGUGCGUGCAAUACGAGCUGCACUGGAUGUGCUUCAUCGUCGGCGCCGCCAUCAACUUCUUUGCCCUCAGCGGCAUCACGACCGUCAUCCUGACAUAUGUCCUCGAGACGUACAUCUCAAAGGGCAUGGACACCCAGGCCGUCUUCAACUUUUGGAAGUACCUGUGGGGCUUUGCCGUGCCCUUCUUCACCAUGAAGUGGGGCGAGACGCGGGGCUGGAUGGCGUGCUUUUGCGGCAUGGGCGCCGUGCUCACUGGCUUUGGCGCACUCAUGAUUGCCGGACUCAUCUGGAAGGGACACGCGAUCCGCAAGUGGCAGAACAUGCCCAUGGAGGACUAG